AUGCUCCUGCGCUACGAGGCGAAGAACUUGUCCCUGCUUCAAAAGGAAUACUAUGGCCCGGACUCAGGCGCAGAAUGGAGUCGCUUUUGGUCAGUUCACAGGGUGGACUUGCACAGCGGGCUCAGAGGGCUAGCGACCCAGACGCAAGACAACACACCAGGGCCACCAGCAGAUAUCCGAUUGGGCCAAGAAGUUACGGGAAUCGAUUGCGAGGCCGGCACAGUCAAACUCAAAGACGGGAGACUGGAGCAGUAUGACUUGGUAAUAAUAGCAGAUGGGGCUCAUAGCCGCUUAAUUGAGGAUUUUACCGGGAAUCCGUCCACGGUUCACCGUACAGGCCGGUCUAUUUACAGAUGGCUGGUAUCCAUGGACGAGGUCAAUGCAGAUCCUGUACUCCAAAACCUCUACACAGACCCGCAGGGAAGUCGGAAAAGCGGCUUCGUGGCUUGGGUUGAUCAAGAAACCAGGAUACUUUGGGUCAGCUACAAGUGUAGGGGCGGCAAGGUGCUGAACAAUGCCGUGGUUCAUGACACGCAAACCGGUGAAGGAGAAGAGGAUCUUUGGCAGUCUCCCGUAUCACGAGAACAAAUCCUCAAGGUUCUUUGCAACUUUCACCCGUCAGUUCUAAACAUGGUCUCCAUGACGGCCGAGGAUGGCAUCAAAGCCCACCACCUCUACAAACGGCUUCCACUCCAAAGCUUUGUUCGUGGAAAGACGUUGGUGAUGGGAGAUGCAGCACAUGUCAUGAUGCCCAUUCAUGCGGCCGGAGCAAGUGUGGCUAUCGAGACAGCGGCCACGUUGGAAACACUUUUUGACCUUUCCGGGAGCACAUGGACAAUGGAAAGCCGGUUGGAGAUGUUUGACAAGCUCCGAGUGCCCCGAUGUAACCUCGCCAUGCUUUCUUCCAACGCUGGCCCGGAAUGGCUCCACGUUCCGGGUGUGGAGGACGAGAUUCGAAAGUACUACUCUGGUCCUCUGCCGCCUGCUGGUGCAAUGCCUUAUAGCAGUGCGUUCAGGGACGUCUUGUUCAAACACGACGAAUACCGAGCCGCAAGAGAGUGCAUGGACAAGACAGCCAAGAACUAG
Podospora anserina S mat+ is the source of this 1086-nucleotide messenger RNA. RefSeq lists its product as uncharacterized. The record is from RefSeq and is a predicted model, not a curated record. The transcript has 2 exons. NCBI's taxonomy places the organism in Eukaryota, Fungi, Ascomycota, Sordariomycetes, Sordariales, Podosporaceae. Gene Ontology annotation, molecular function: monooxygenase activity; FAD binding. Bases 1 to 1086 code for a protein of 361 amino acids.